AUGUAUUUCGAUCAAUAUAUCAAUGUACAUCAGAGUUCACAAGGAGGUGAAGGAGUAAGUGCACUCGAUCAUUUGGUAGCAGAUGCACAACCUCAAAAUAUUAUCACCUUUUGUAGAGAGUUGGAUAAUAUGUUGGGUGGAGGUAUCCCUCUUCAAAGAAUAACAGAGUUUUGUGGUGCUCCUGGUGUAGGAAAGACACAAUUAGCAUUUCAAUUAGCAGUAAAUUGUUGUAUACCAAAGAUAUUAUAUGGUGUUGAAGGAAAGUGUAUCUUUAUUGAUACAGAGGGAGGUUUCUAUGUUGAUAGAGUAAAACAAAUGGCUGAUAGUUUAAUAGAACAUUUACAAAUAAUGGGUCAAACAGGAACCGACCAAGAAAAAGAUGCUGCCAAUCAAAUAACAGUAGACUCUAUACUCGAAAAUAUAAUGUACUACAAGAUUCACCAUUACAUUGAACAAGUUGCUUUUAUACAUCAUUUACCUUUAGUUUUGGAAAAUGAUAGAAAUAUUAAAUUAAUUAUAAUUGAUAGUAUUGCAUACCCAUUUCGUAGACAUUUUAGUGAUAUGGGAGCAAGAAAGAGAAUAUUAUCAUCAAUGACACAGAAUCUAUUAUCUAUUGCCGAACAAUACAAUGUGGCAGUAGUCAUUAUGAACCAAGUUACAACUAAAAUACUACCAAACAAUCAAUCGAUGCUAGUUCCAUGUUUUAAUUUAGGCAAUUAUUGUGCUAACCGUGUAUUCCUAUACUGGAAGGAUCAACAACGACAUUGUCAUAUCUAUAAAUCAUCUUUAAUACAACCAUCUGAUGCACCAUUUGAUAUAAAUCAAGAUGGUGUUCGUGGUUUUAUUCCUGAUGGAGAAGAAGCAGAUGAUAAUGAUAAUAAUGGUGAUGGUGAUGGAGGAGUAGGAGAAGAAGAUGUUAUGAAUGACCAAGACCACCCAAUUAUUUUACCUAUCCAAUAUUAUUCUAAUCAAAUGGAUACUACAUAA
Molecule: messenger RNA, 987 nt
Organism: Cavenderia fasciculata
Lineage: Eukaryota; Evosea; Eumycetozoa; Acytosteliales; Cavenderiaceae
Product: putative DNA repair protein
Exons: 3
Coding region: 1-987 (328 amino acids)
Biological process (GO): meiotic DNA recombinase assembly; DNA repair; reciprocal meiotic recombination
Cellular component (GO): replication fork; Rad51C-XRCC3 complex; Rad51B-Rad51C-Rad51D-XRCC2 complex
Molecular function (GO): ATP binding; ATP-dependent DNA damage sensor activity; four-way junction DNA binding
Source: RefSeq, a predicted model, not a curated record